AUGGGGAGAGGCUCGACCGGUGGUGGCAAGGAGAGGUUGCCCGUCCAGCCGAAGCAGGGGGAGGGGCUCGACCGGUGGUGGCCAGGAGAGGCUGCCCGUCUCCCCGCCGAAGCAGGGGGAGGGGCUCGUCCGGUGGUGGCCAGGAGAGGCUGCCAUCCCAUCCGAAGCAGUGGAGGGGCUCGACCGGUGGUGGCCAGGAGAGGCUGCCCACCGUCCCAGCUGAAGCAGGGGGAGGGACUCGACCGGAGGUGGGGCCAGGAGAGGGCUGCCCGUCCCAGCCGAAGCAGGGGGGGGGGAGGGGCUCGACCAGCAGUGGCCAGGAGAGGCUGCCCGUCCCAGCGAAGCAGGGGGAAGGGCACGACCGGCAGUGGCCAGGAGAGGCUGCCCGUCCCAGCCGAAGCAGGGGAAGGGGCUCGACCUUCGUUGGCCAGGAGAGGCUGCCCGUCACCGCCGAAGCAGUGGGAGGGGCUCGACUGGCGGUGGCCAGGAGAGGCUGCCCGUCUCAGCCGAAGCAGGGGAAGGGGCUCGACCUUUGUUGGCCAGGAGAGGCUGCCCGUCUCAGCCGAAGCAGGGGGAGGGGCUCGACUGGCGGUGGCCAGGAGAGGCUGCCCGUCCCAGCCGAAGCAGGGGAAGGGGCUCGACCUUCGUUGGCCAGGAGAGGCUGCCCGUCUCAGCCGAAGCAGUGGGAGGGGCUUGACUGGCGGUGGCCAGGAGAGGCUGCCCGUCUCAGCCGAAGCGGGGGGAGGGGCGACUGGGGCGGUGGCCAGGAGAGGCUGCCCGUCCCAGCCGAAGAAGGGGGAGGGGCUCGACCGGCGGUGGCCAGGAGAGGAGGAAGGGACUCCACUGUCCCAAGAGGCCAGAGGUGCCCAUCCCAACAAAGCAGGAGGAAGGGGCUCCACCGACAGAGGCCAGAGGGCUGCCCCAUCCCAACCAAAGCAGGAGGAAGGGCUCCACCUACAGAGGCCAGAGGCUGCCCAUCCCAACCAAAGCAGUAGGAAGGGCUCCACCAAACAAAGGCCAGAGGUGCCCAUCCACACCAAAGCAGGAGGAAGGGCUCCACCCCGACAGAGGAGAGGGCUGCCCGUCCCAGCCGAAGCGGGGGGAGGGGGGGGGCUCGACCGCGGUGCCAGGAGAGGCUGCCCAUUCCCAGCCGAAGCGGGGGGGGGAGGGGCUCGACCGCGGUGGCCAGGAGAGGCUGCCCGUCCCAGCCGAAGCGGGGGGAGGGGCCUCGACCGGCGGUGGCAAGGAGAGGCUGCCCGUCCCAUAGCCGAAGCGGGGGGAGGGGCCUCGACGGCGGUGGCCAGGAGAGGCUGCCCGUCCCCAGCCGAGGCCGGGGGAGGGGCUCGACCGGCGUGGCCAGAGAGGCUGCCCGUCCCAGCCGACGGAGGAGGAAGGGCUCCACUGACAAAUGACCCAGAGGCUGCCCAGCCCAACCAAAGCAGGAGGAAGGGACCAUCCACUGUUCAAGAGGCCCAGAGGCUGCCCAUCCCAACCAAAGCAGGAGGAAGGGCUCCACCGACAGAGGCCAGAGGCUGCCCAUCCCAACCAAAGCAGGAGGAAGGGCUCCACCUACAGAGGCCAGAGGCUGCCCAUCCCAACCAAAGCAGUAGGAAGGGCUCCACCAACAAAGGCCAGAGGCUGCCCAUACCACCCAAAGCAGGAGGAAGGGCUCCACCGACAGAGGCCAGAGGCUUCCAAUCCCAACCCACCAGCAAAAGGAAGGGCUCCAUGACAAAGGGCCAGAGGCUGCACAUCCCAACCAAAGAAGGAGGAAGGGCUCCACCGAUAGAGGCUAGAGGGGCUCGACGGCUGGCGGACAGGAGAGGGCUGCCCGUCCCAGCCGAAGCGUGGGAGGGGCUCAACGGCGGUGGCCAAGGAGAGGCUGCCCGUACCCAGCCGAAGCGGGGGGAGGGGCUCGACCGGCGGUGGCCAGGAGAGGCUGCCCGUCCCAGCCGAAGCGGGGGGAGGGGCUCGACCGGCGGUGGCCAGGAGAGGCUGCCCGUCCCAGCCGAAGCAGGGGAAGGGGCUCGACCUUCGUUGGCCAGGAGAGGCUGCCCGUCUCAGCCGAAGCAGUGGGAGGGGCUCGACUGGCGGUGGCCAGGAGAGGCUGCCCGUCUCAGCCGAAGCAGGGGGAGGGGCUCGACCGGUGGUGGCCAGGAGAGGCUGCCCGUCCCAGCCGAAGCAGGGGGAGGGGCUCGACCGGCGGUGGCCAGGAGAGGCUGCCCGUCCAGCCGGGGAAGCAGGAGAGGGCUCGACCGGCGGUGGGGUCAGGAGAGGCUGCCCGUCCCAGCCGAAAGCAGGGGAGGGCUCGACCGGCGGUGGCCAGGAGAGGCUGCCGUCCCAGCCGAAGCAGGGGGAGGGGCUCGAGGCGGUGGCGGCUGCCCUGCCAACAGAGAGCUGCCCGUCCCAGCCGACGGAGGAGGAAGGGCUCCACUGACAAGAGGCCAGAGGCUGCCCAGCCCAACCAAAGCAGGAGGAAGGGACCUCCACUGUCCAAGAGGCCAGAGGCUGCCCAUCCCAACCAAAGCAGGAGGAAGGGCUCCACCGACAGAGGCCAGAGGCUGCCCAUCCCAACCAAAGCAGGAGGAAGGGCUCCACCUACAGAGGCCAGAGGCUGCCCAUCCCAACCAAAGCAGUAGGAAGGGCUCCACCAACAAAGGCCAGAGGCUGCCCAUCCACACCAAAGCAGGAGGAAGGGCUCCACCGACAGAGGCCAGAGGCUUCCAAUCCCAACCAAAGCAAAAGGAAGGGCUCCACUGA
This is a messenger RNA of Macrobrachium nipponense, 2760 nucleotides long. RefSeq names its product collagen alpha-1(I) chain-like. The transcript is spliced from 3 exons. Lineage: Eukaryota; Metazoa; Arthropoda; Malacostraca; Decapoda; Palaemonidae. Bases 1 to 2760 code for a protein of 919 amino acids. The record is from RefSeq and is a predicted model, not a curated record.